Messenger RNA from Trachymyrmex cornetzi, 820 nucleotides. RefSeq lists its product as uncharacterized. The record is from RefSeq and is a predicted model, not a curated record. Lineage: Eukaryota; Metazoa; Arthropoda; Insecta; Hymenoptera; Formicidae. The transcript is spliced from 2 exons. Bases 128 to 643 code for a protein of 171 amino acids.
AUUUCGAACAAGAAACCGACUACUUACAUCAGCGGUUCCAGAAAUAAUUAUAGAACAUGCAUCGACUUCAUCUACAAAUGAAAUAAACAAUCGUGCGAUACAAAAACAAGACUGUGAUAAUAGUACUAUGAAAGAAUGUGAUGAAAAUGAAACUCCAAGUACGCCAGUUUCCUCUAGAGAUUUUACUUCUCCAAACCCCACCGCAGAAAAUGUAUCACUUUCUACUAAUGAAGAUGUUACUUCUCAAAGCUCAACGGAAACAUUUGCCGAAGAUGUCAUAUCACAAAAUGGCAGUAGCAAUUUGGACAUCCAAGCGCAAUCACUCAACACCAACACAAGAAAUGUUUCGAACAGUCGAAAACGGAAGCAAUCGCUUGCAGCUACCAUUGAAACCAACACAAGUAAACGAAUUCGUUUUAUGGUUGGAUUCCAAACUAAGUACAUGUCGAGAAAUGAUUUUAUUUCAGAUGAAGCAUGGAAUAAGUUCCUUCGAUAUCGAUUAUGUCAACAAUCAAAAAUGGCAGUUGCACAUAAUAGAAGUUGUAGGAAAAGAAAAAAAAUACAAAAUCUGCAGAUUCUGAUAAAAGAUCUAGAGAAAAUAGAAGAAUUUAAUGCUGCAGAGUAUUUAAAGGUCUCGUUAUAAUUUGUUUAUUUUGUACACUUCUUUUAAUUGUAUUAAAUUUUGAACUUUCUUUUUCUUUUAUUUAUCUAUAAAAUAUAUGGGCGAUUCUCUCAAAAAGAACACAUUCAGAAUUAAGAUUUCAUAAAAAAAAAUUGCAAAAUCUACGUCAAGAGGUGGACCUAAAUAAGUCAAUAAAAC